This is a messenger RNA of Magnolia sinica, 1414 nucleotides long. RefSeq names its product bark storage protein A. Gene Ontology annotation, biological process: nucleoside metabolic process. Bases 311 to 1351 code for a protein of 346 amino acids. Gene Ontology annotation, molecular function: catalytic activity. Lineage: Eukaryota; Viridiplantae; Streptophyta; Magnoliopsida; Magnoliales; Magnoliaceae. The transcript is spliced from 5 exons. The record is from RefSeq and is a predicted model, not a curated record.
UAUCUUCUCCCUCAAAAACCAAAACGUACGAACGAGAUGGAUGGCUAAAACAAUUUUCUAGCCGUCCAAAGGAUCUAUGAUCCGCCAGAUGAAAAGUUUGAAUCUUGCACACGUUUUCUACAUUGGCACGUGUGAACGGACGGUGAUCUCCAUGCAUAUCGGCGGACCGCAGGUCAACUCCCUCUACCUUUUUUUCCUUGUUCAAGCUCUCUUUUUCCCCACCGCAAAAGAUUCUUUUUAAUUUUUCACGAGCUUUCGUUCCCUAUGCAUUGGAAGAGCCUCUUGGGUUGAGAGACAGAGAGAGAGAGAGAUGGGGAAUUUGAAGAUUAUCUUGAUGGGUUGUAUUAUUUUAAUGGGCACAAGCAGUGUAUCAUAUGGGGAGGUUAGUGAGAAGACAAUGGAAAGCAUUAGUAGAAUAAACAAGGUGGGCCCUUACAUAGGGCUUGUAGUGCCCAAUUCCUUUGAGAUGGCUCCUCUCUUGCAAUCAAAUAGCUUUGCUGCUGAUCAGAGAUUUCCAUACUUGGAUUUUGCUGGCAGAAGAUUCCGAAUUGGAAAGUUGGAAAAUGAAAAGAUUAUUCUAGUUAUGACAGGAUUGGGCAUGCUUAAUGCAGGUCUAACCACACAAUUACUAGUAAGCCUGUUUAAGGUGAAAGGAGUGUUGCAUUUUGGUAUUGCUGGUAAUGCAAACCCAAACCUCCAGAUAGGAGAUGUGACCAUUCCUCACUACUGGGCCCACACAGGACUUUGGAAUUGGCAGAGAUAUGGAAAUGGGCCCGAUGAUGAAUUGGCACUGGAAUCCAAUGGGGAUUACACGAGGAGAAUAGGCUACCUCAAAUUCUCCAAAUACAACAAUGUUAGCAAAAAUGAAAAGUCUUCAGACAACCUUCUAAAUAACGCGUGGUAUCAGCCAGAGGAGAUAUUUCCAGUAAAUGGGGUGCCUGAAGUUAGACAACAUGCCUUUUGGGUUUCUGUAGACAAGCGCUAUUUUGCUGUUUCGAGGAAGCUUGAGGGUAUGACGCUGGAAGGGUGUAUCAAUGCCACAACAUGUUUACCAAGGGCGCCUGUGGUGGUGAGGGUGAGAAAAGGAAGCAGUGCCAAUGCAUUCAUCGACAACGCUGCCUACCGGCAAUUCCUAAAUUCCAAGUUCAAUAUCACCGCAAUCGACAUGGAAAGUGCUGCGGUAGCUCUCGUCUGUCGCCAGCAAUCAACUCCUUUCAUAGCUUUCAGGGCCCUAUCUGAUCUGGCUGGUGGUGGGUCCGCCGAGUCCAACGAAGCAUCUGUUUUCGCAUCUCUUGCAGCCCAAAAUGCAGUUACUGUAGUCGCUAAAUUCAUCUCCUUAUUGCUUUCAUAAACUACAGAAUAAUCUGUGUAAGAUUUGACUAAAUAUAUAGAUUGUGUGCCACUACAUAGCUCA